This is a messenger RNA of Periconia digitata, 915 nucleotides long. Lineage: Eukaryota; Fungi; Ascomycota; Dothideomycetes; Pleosporales; Periconiaceae. The record is from the annotation of a GenBank genome assembly.
AUUUCAUCGGCAGCAGCAUCAACUUCUCUUCACUGGAGCAUUCUUGUGCACAGUCCCAUCACUACGAGAAGAAUAUCCACGAAAAUGGGUUGUCCCUUCGUUCUACUCGCCCUCAUCCUGCAUGUUUCCGCCGCUCCGGUAAUCCAGCUAGCCAGGGUAGCCGAUAUGUCAUUCUCCCCCCAUGAAAUAAACUGGAAACACUUCGCCAUAUCCAGCACUUCUCUGGGUGGUUUUGCUUCCAUUGCCGGCGCUGAUGAAUCCAAGGAAUCCACAAUACAACAAUCUGACCCUGUAGAAGUCCCUAUCAUCACACAGGAGUCAACCCUCACACAGCAACCUGGCCGAACCGAACAACCUGGCAUCUUGGACCAACCUAGCACUACGCAGCACCCAAACUCUGAUAAGCCUGAGGCUACGCCAGGUGUGAGUCGGAUGAAUUCACGUCGACAAAGCGCCAUCAUGGAAACUCCUCGUGAGCUUAGUCCUCCUACAACCCGCUCUUCUAGCCAUUCUUCAACCCAUUCCUCUGCUCCUACACUUGCCACACGAUCAUCCGCAAGCAACGCCACCCCAGCACUAGAACAGCCGAAAGCUCAACCAUCGCCUGCAGUACCCAUUGCAAGUGAUCAUGUGAACACACCUACCACACGAUCUACCAGAAGCAGCUCCACUGCGGCAUCGAAACAGGCAACAGUUCAAUCUCCACCUCCAGUAGACAAGACAAGUGGUCAUAUGAAAGUACCUGCCGCCCGAUCGAGCAGAAACAACUCCCCUGAAGAACCGGAACAGCCAAUAGCUAAAGUAGAAUCCACAUUGCAGCACGCAAGUGAGCCUCCGGAUGCGCCUAUCACCCCCGAAGAAAAAAGGCGCCAAUCUCUAGCCACCUCAGCUCGUAGUGAUGCCAGCUCGCCAUAG